AUGAGUUACGGAGGCUGGAAAUCAGGCAACAUAUCCGACGCUCCAAACCCAUGGAGCUGGAAUAAUUCAUUCCCCCACGGUGGAAGCAACAAUCGAUAUACCUGGUCCAGUAACAGCGGCAACGUCACAUCAACCAACUGUGGCAACACGGUGUCGGAGAAUUGCGGCAAUACGACUACCUACAACAACAGUGGAAACAAGGUCGUCCGGACUGGCAACAUCUCGAGCAAUGGGGGAGAUGCUUGUAAAGGGGGGGAAACCGGUGACGGAACUGUCAUUGAUCGUUCAUCUACUACCACAUCAGACAGUGUUGCAGGUGGGGCCGGUGGUAGUAUUUCCAUCGGCGGUUAG
Messenger RNA from Penicillium hordei, 351 nucleotides. RefSeq lists its product as uncharacterized. The record is from RefSeq and is a predicted model, not a curated record. The coding region runs from base 1 to 351 and encodes 116 amino acids. The transcript has a single exon. Lineage: Eukaryota; Fungi; Ascomycota; Eurotiomycetes; Eurotiales; Aspergillaceae.